CUGAUUCUACAGAUAUACAUAAUAGGUAGUCGAUCUGGAGGUGUUCGUCCAGCUAAAGGAAAGAUGGGGAAGCCGGAAGCGUUGGCUGCAGUGCUAGUAGCUCUUGCCUCGGUUCUUGGCCUCGUGUCCGGCGGCAACUUCUUGGAGGAAUGCGACGCUACGUGGGAGCCCCAGAACUGCUGGACCUACGACGGCGGCAACAGCCUCUCCCUCGCCCUCGUCAGCAACUCCUCAGGCUCGAUGAUCCGGUCCAAGCGGCAGUUUAUAUACGGGACGGUGUCGACCAUGAUCCAGCUCGUUAAGGGCGACUCCGCUGGCACCGUCACGACGUACUACACAUCCUCGGUGGGGGACGACCACGACGAGAUCGACUUCGAGUUCCUGGGGAACGAGACGGGGCAGCCCUACACGCUGCACACCAACGUCUACGCCGCCGGCGUCGGCGGCAAGGAGAUGCAGUUCCGCCCCUGGUUCGACCCCACCGACGGCUACCACAACUACACCAUCUCCUGGACGCCCUGCAUGCUCGUCUGGUACGUCGACGGGACGCCCAUCAGGGCGUUCCGCAACUACGAGCACGCCCACGGCGUGGCGUUCCCGACGAGCCGCCCCAUGUACGCCUACUCCAGCAUCUGGGCGGCCGAGGACUGGGCCACGCAGGGCGGCCGCGUCAGGGCCGACUGGAGUCGCGCGCCCUUCGUCGCCAGCUACCGCGGCAUUGAUCUUGAUGUUUGCGAGUGCUACGGCGGCGACUGCGUCUACACCUGCGCCGGGGCGUUCGGGGCCUGCGGCGGGCUCACCGGCGACCAGCGGGGGAGGAUGCGGUGGGUGCAGGACAAUUACAGAAUCUACGACUACUGCGCGGAUCAGGAGGCCGGCAAGGUACCCGGCGUCGAGUGCACCCUGCCGCAGUACUGAUGAAGAGCAUUCAUUCAUUGUCCAUCAUGUCAACCACAUUCGUUUUUGCACUUUCCACAAACUACAUUUGGCUUUCUUUUUCUACUCCGUUUCAAAAUUUCUCAGUGGGUGUUAUAUUCGUGAGAUCAUACAUUGAGAUCCGUGUAAAAUUUUCUUUUUAGAUUUUCCUUUUU
Triticum dicoccoides is the source of this 1091-nucleotide messenger RNA. Its product is annotated as xyloglucan endotransglucosylase/hydrolase protein 15-like. The transcript has 3 exons. The record is from RefSeq and is a predicted model, not a curated record. Gene Ontology annotation, biological process: cell wall biogenesis; xyloglucan metabolic process. Gene Ontology annotation, cellular component: apoplast; cell wall. Gene Ontology annotation, molecular function: xyloglucan:xyloglucosyl transferase activity; hydrolase activity, hydrolyzing O-glycosyl compounds. The coding region runs from base 64 to 918 and encodes 284 amino acids. NCBI's taxonomy places the organism in Eukaryota, Viridiplantae, Streptophyta, Magnoliopsida, Poales, Poaceae.